CUGCUGCUUACAUUCAAAUGAUUUGUGUGUUGCUCUGUGUUUUUUGUAUCCAAGUCCUCAACAAGGUUGAAUAUGGCAACAGCAGCUGUUAACAGAACUCUGACAGCUCAUCCAGCACCAAAUGGAGUGAACCUACACACUCACGCUAACAACGGUGGACCAACCUCUGAGCAGCAAGAGCCAGGACUGCACUGUGCCAGUCAAGACCCAGGACUUUCAUCCCAUCCCCAACACCACUUCCCUGCCCGGCCUUUCUUCUACGUCCAUGCUCCACCCCCACCCCCUUUCUUCCACUAUCAGUGGCCCAUGCCCUUCUCCUAUAACCCCUUUGCUGGCUUCCCAGGCAUGGGCUAUGGUAUGGUAAUGCCACCAUUCCCUCCUCCUCCCUAUAUGGAGGCUCCAGCCUACAUUUUGCCCCACCCUCACCUUCAGCCAGUCGACUACAGACGUUUGCUCCACCCCCAGGUCCACGUUCCCAGUGUACCCUACCAGAACCCAAACCCUACACACAGAAGUCGCCCACCUCAUACUGGCCCUGUUAGAGAAACCGUGAACUCUGAGGUCCAAACAGAACCCACACAUAGAGGCGUAGGUGGUUACGGCGUGGAAAGCCCACUCGUCGGCUCAGAUUCUGGUCGUGGAACAGCCUCAAACUCUCCAUCACCCUCAAGCUCGAGCUCCCAAAAACAAGGUGCUGCUGAGGUAAAGAACUAUACCUUACCCAGCAGUAAUGCAAAAUGCAUCCAGGUUAAAAGGACAAGCACAAGUAGCACAGUCAAACACGGCUUUAACGUCCUACAUCCUAAAGAAACAAAGACCGUCCAGUCAUGUAUCAGAGCAACUCUAGAAACACAGAGUGGCCUUAAGGAUAGUGUUGGACAGGGAAAUGGGCACUGCAAUAUGUGGUCAGUGAGUUCGCCAGAUAGUAUGGUUCCUGUGUGCAGCUCUUCUCAACAAGAGGAGGAGGUUGUCAAAGAAAGACGUACCUCUGUUCCUGACAUUCUGAUGAGUUGGGGAGGUGGUACGCCACAGGCGAAGAUGCUGACAAUGGCAGAUGAGCUGCGUCAGAAUGACCACCAGCUGCCAUCCUACGAAACGCAAGCAGAGCAUAAGGCUGUUCACCAAAGUGCAACAGGGUCCAAAGAUGGUCCAGUGGUGGCUGACUGUGCAUAUGCUAAUGAUGAUGCUGAGGAUAACUUAAGCUUUAAGGACAGUGCAACCCUUUUCAAGAUCCUCAAACUGAGAGAAGCUUAUAAAGGGCGAAGGGCAGAGUCCAGAAGAGACAAUGAGCCUGUGGGAUUGGUUGGGUCUGUAAGGCCUUGCCUACCCUGCAGAGAUGAACUACCACAUUCACGAGAUGCAUCCCAUAAACUCCCUGACAAUGAGCAAGAAAAUGGCAACGAGACAAAUCCAUAUGAAGACACAACAGAGAGCAUUCCCUAUCAAAUAAAUACUAGCUCUCAGAUGAGAACAAUUAAUGAGUCUGUUUGGUCUGUGGAGUCUCUGGCCCCCUUUAUCCCUAAUGAGGAAUGGCUGCUGCAGCACAACAUGUUUGAGCCUGAUGUAAUUGUUGAAAUGACAGAAGAAGACGAAAAUGCUAGAUUGUCUCUCCAAAACGACGACGUCAUUGUCAAAUCUAGUAAAGAGAGGCCGACUUGCAGGCUCAUUUUCAGUUCUCCGGCUGAGAAGCAGAGUCCACCAAAGAAGCCAGAAAUGGAGAGAGACAUUGAUACCUCUGAAAUGAGGAGCCCAAAGCAAGGCCAGAGCAUGACUCCUUCAGAAAAGGAUCACUCUGCUUCCCUGACUCACCUGCAGAGUAAAAUUAUUUUAUCUACCCCUACGGAAGAGGAUGUGGACAAAAAUGGGUCUUCUGAACCAGAGGCUGAUCGAAGCCCAAACCAGGAAUCUCUCAUUGUAAAUGAGCAGCAGAAGAGAAGGCCCUGCUCUCCUGAGCAGGAAGAAGCCCUCUUCUUGAUCUCUGCAGCAGGGGAGAAAAUCUAUUGUGCAGGCCAGCCGAUUCUCCAAAACGGAGUGGCAACCGAGCUGGUGGAUGAAGCAUGCGGGAACGAAGAAGACAGUCGGCAGAGAAACGAGCAACUGUGUGUCCCUAUGGCUGACCAGAAGAUGGCCGAAGUGUCGCCGUCAAAGGGACAUUUAGUGGACUGUGGCGUCCAGUGUACUGAGUUAAAGGAGUGGAAGUGUCCAUGUGAGGAGAUGAGGUGCAUGGGACCAAGCAGAAGGCAUCCUUUUAAAUAUCCAGAUAUGAAGAAAGCAAACAAUGGCCAUGGAGAAGGAUUAUACAUGAAGGGACAGAUACAGAAAAACCAGAGGAAGUACUGGAAGAACAGGGGUCAAGGUAAUGCAGCUACAGAAAAGCAGAGCAGCCAGCAGGAAGGCUACGCCGGAUACUGUGGCAAACCUGGGAAACCCCAAGUUUGUUGCUUCUUACAGGUGGAAAUGGAAGAAACCCACGGUACUGAACACUGACUGCACUCUACAAGGCAACCCUUGGUUUUAAAGAACAAAUUUAAUAUUAAAAUGAGUUUUAAAUUAAAAAUGUAAUGCAAUUUUUCAAUAAAUGUUUUGUAUGUCAAUA
This is a messenger RNA of Cottoperca gobio, 2596 nucleotides long. RefSeq lists its product as uncharacterized. The record is from RefSeq and is a predicted model, not a curated record. NCBI's taxonomy places the organism in Eukaryota, Metazoa, Chordata, Actinopteri, Perciformes, Bovichtidae. The coding region runs from base 73 to 2487 and encodes 804 amino acids. The transcript has 6 exons.